UCUAUUCCUCUUUAUUGAUUUUGGCGGGAUGGAGCUUUGGUGAUCUGGUCACACUGCAGAGGGCCAAAGUUUGUUUAUCAUUGCUAGUCGGCACUUUGACCAUCAAAAUGAGCUCCAUUAAGAUUGAAUUUGCAGUGCAAAUGCGCAAGGACGACGAGGCCUACGCCGGAGUCCUCCGCUCGGCGCUGGAUGGCGUGGGUCAGGUGGAGAUCGACACCCAGGAGGGCCGUGUGAUAGUCCAGACCCAGCGACCCUGGUCAGAGAUUCACGACAAGAUAGAAGCCACCGGACGCAAGGCAGUCCUUUCGGGCUUCGGCGGUCAGUCGGCGGUCGCCCUCAUUAACACCACCGGCAGUGUGGUGGACAAAACGCCUAUCCAGGGAGUAGUCCGUUUUACCACCAUCACGACCAAGGAGCCCGGGGUGGUGGUGGAUGGCGUGGUGGACGGCCUGACGCCUGGUCUGCACGGAUUCCACAUCCAUGAGAGCGGAGAUACUUCCUCCGGCUGCGCCUCCGUAGGAGCACACUACAAUCCCCGCCAGUCGCCGCAUGGCAGCCCCACAGCCGGGGCAGAGAAGCGCCAUGCCGGGGAUUUGGGUAACAUUCGUGCCGAUGAGAGCGGCAGGGCCACCUUCAGAUUCGUGGAUCCAGUGCUGCAGGUCUGGGACAUCAUCGGCAGAGCGGUCGUCCUCACAGCCAAUGCCGAUGACCUGGGAUGUGGUGACAAUGCACAGAGCCUGGUCGAUGGCAACUCCGGGGAGAGAAUUGCCUGUGGCAUAAUUGCCCGUUCGGCUGGCAUUAUGGAGAACUUCAAGAGAAUAUGUGCCUGCGAUGGAGUCACCCUUUGGGAUGAGCGGAAUAAGCCAUUGGCUGGCAAAGUGCGCUCCCAAAAACUGUAACCUUGUUCUAUUUGUUGACCUUGUAAAUAAAUUAUCUUUAUAAAA
Drosophila biarmipes is the source of this 944-nucleotide messenger RNA. It is a transcript of the gene Ccs, whose product is annotated as copper chaperone for superoxide dismutase. The coding region runs from base 108 to 899 and encodes 263 amino acids. The transcript has 3 exons. The record is from RefSeq and is a predicted model, not a curated record. Gene Ontology annotation, molecular function: copper ion binding. Gene Ontology annotation, biological process: removal of superoxide radicals. NCBI's taxonomy places the organism in Eukaryota, Metazoa, Arthropoda, Insecta, Diptera, Drosophilidae.